Monosiga brevicollis MX1 is the source of this 780-nucleotide messenger RNA. RefSeq lists its product as uncharacterized. The transcript has a single exon. Gene Ontology annotation, cellular component: mediator complex. NCBI's taxonomy places the organism in Eukaryota, Choanoflagellata, Craspedida, Salpingoecidae. The record is from RefSeq and is a predicted model, not a curated record. Bases 1 to 780 code for a protein of 259 amino acids.
AUGGCGACGGACCGCAUCAGUCAGAUGCAGUCGAUGCUGCACGACCUGGCCAAGCAUGCCUACGAUGCGGUUGGUGUGCUGCACACUGAGAGCAGAAGCACGGAUGCGCGUCGGCGGGAGCUCCAUGGGCAUUUCAGCUUUCUCUUUGCACAAACAGUGAAGGACUUUGCUGCCUUUACACACCACCUGCCGCACAUCCAUCAAUCCGAGGCUCACUUCGCCAGCGAUCUGCGUGAGCUCCAGGAGCAGAGCCAAGGGGCAACGCAGCGCUUACAGGCCACCCUCCGUGAGGCUGAGCAACGCAGCGCUGAUCUACAUAGUCUUAUCCAUCACGUCUCGAGUCAGGUCUUCCUCGACGAAAUGCCACCCAACCAGGCUCCGCCACCGCGAGUAUCGGCAAGUGUUGCUCGAGCUGGAGACCCCGAAACCAAUUCGGCCACCGCCACCGAGGCCACCGCCACCGAGGCGACCGCGUCUGCCCAAGACAGGGCUGCUGAAGGCAUAGAAUCUGGUGCCAACAAAUCGCAAACCGCGUCGCCUGGUAGCCGGACUGAGGCGCUCUCAACAGAGGAACCUAGUGUGGUCAUGGCUGAUGCGCUUCCCACUGACGCGUCCGCUGGCGAGAGUGCCAGCUCAACGCCGACGACCGAGCGACGGUCCACCCGCACCGGAGGGCGCGGGCGGACACGCAGCAGUUACGCAGCAGGACCAGAAAAUGGAGUCGAGGACGAUCCAGCCCCGCGACCAAAACGGACCCGGCGUUCAACAUCGCGUGCGUGA